AUGGGCUUUAUAGCGCCAGGAAUAAGCUAUGUACGACCGAGCAAUGGAAGGAAGUCCGUACAUGUUGUUAAAUUCAAGCUGCGACAGGUCGCUGUACCUAUAGACCGCAGUAAAGUGCGUAGAGCUAGAAGGCUCAAGCUCCCACUCGAACACUCGGAUUCUGUGCUUGAGCGACUACCUCAUGAUAUUUUGUGGGAGAUCUUCUUGCUUGCUGGCAUCGAUAACAAUCUACCGUUGGCCUCAAAGUACUUCAUGCGGGUCCUUAGUGCUCCAAGCUUAGGUGACAUUGCGACUGAAUCCCUGAAUAGGUGGCUCUUCAUCCAGGUGCUUGACCGGUGUCUUCUACAAGACUUGAAUGUUCAUGUAGAUGAAGACUGGGUGGAGAAGUAUCAUGCUGCUGCCAGUGGGAUAGAGGCUCCUUCUGAACUAGUCAAGAAGCUUAUCAGUGUACAGAGUGAGAUUCCCACUUCGAUAUACCAGAAUAGAUUUGCCAUAGACGUAGACGCCUUCAGUCGUGGUUUCAUGAACGAUUCUGCACUACACAUCAUCUUGGAGAGGUACCCGGCAGUCGGUGUCAUGAGUCUGGAGCAGAUCACCAAUCAGAUUGAGAAUCGUCAAAAGUUCAUUGAAUGGAAUUACAGGAUAUUGAUGGAGGCAAUUAAAAAAGCUCAACAAGCUGAUGAAGGUGCAAGUGAGUAUUCUGUAAUCGAUGAUGUCAAGAACUUGAAAGAGUUGAAGGCAAAUACUGUCUAUUUGGAGCUAGCUCCUCGUGCGGAGAUCCCUAACUAUUUGUACCUGAGUUUGAAUCAUUCCAAGGCGGUCAUGAUCAAGAACUUAAUACGAAACUGUGGAUGCAUUUUAACGAAUGAAGUUGCGUUCACUGCAACGUGUUUCAAAAAGCUUCCUCGUGAGUGCUUCAGCGAAUAUGUCGCCUUUGAGCCUCAGCAAGUUACCUACACCUUUGCAGAUUUCGAGUUGCUCAUCGAGUGCAUUGUUACAUCUGAAAGGGAGGAGCUGUCGAAGCAUCAUAUUGAACAACACCUUCAAUUGUUAUACGAGCGUGCUGAAAAUGCACUCUCCAAAUAUAUUAUCGAAGACCAUAACAGACUUCGUGACUUAGCCUGGCUCACUCUGCGAGUGCAGAGAGGAAGAUUGCAGCAUUUGUUGUCGGAAAAAUCACUAGAAACGCUUUGA
Messenger RNA from Candidozyma auris, 1194 nucleotides. RefSeq lists its product as uncharacterized. The transcript has a single exon. Lineage: Eukaryota; Fungi; Ascomycota; Pichiomycetes; Serinales; Metschnikowiaceae. Bases 1 to 1194 code for a protein of 397 amino acids. The record is from RefSeq and is a predicted model, not a curated record.